AUGUCGUCGCCAAAGACUAGAACGCCGACUGGACCGUCAUCUCCGGCCUCUGGGCCCAAGUCGACGCCGUCUCCACGGGGCGAACUCAUUCCCGCCGCUGACAACGAUGACGAUGUUCAAGACGACGCCGAUUCGACACUUGAAACGGAUGCUGAGAGCUCGACUGCCUCUGUUUCUUCGAGUAUCCUUCACUACAGAAGUUUUCAGGGUCGCACGUUCCAUAGCGACAAGUUCGUGACUGAAUAUUCCUUUCCGAAUGAUGAACAACAACUAGAGUCUGUUGACAUUAGCCAUCAUUACUUGACGGUCCUGCUUGACGGUCAACUGUAUCUGGCUCCUAUCGGGGAUAACGUCCAGAAAGCGCUUGACGUUGGAACAGGAAGUGGAAUCUGGGCAAUAGACUUCGCAGACCAGUUCCCCCAAGCAGAAGUAAUAGCGACCGAUCUCUCACCAACUCAGCCAAAAUGGGUUCCUCCAAAUGUACGUUUCGAGAUCGACGACGCUACCGAAACAUGGACCUGGAAAGACAACACCUUCGAUUUCGUCCACAUGCGUUAUCUCUUCGGAGCUAUUCAGGACUGGACUGCUUUGUACCGACAAGCCUACCGUGUUUGUACGCCGGGAGGCUGGGUCGAGUCUGUUGAAGCCGACAUUCAUUUUCGCAGUGACGAUGGCACAGCUGAAGAACAAGAGGUCUAUAAGUUGUGCAAUAAGCUGUAUGAAGAGGGCGGUAAAGCGAUUGGUAGAACGUUCUUUGUGCAUGAGUUACAACCGAAAGGGAUUGAAGAGGCGGGGUUUGUGGACAUCAAGACGGUGGACUACAAGAUUCCGAUUGGGGAUUGGCCCAAAGACCCAAGGCUAGCUGAGGUCGGCCGAUUUGUCAAGCUGACAUUGGAGAACGACAUUGAAGGAUAUACUCUGUUGCUGUGGAACAACGUGCUGCAGUGGCCAAAGGACGAGUACCAAGUGUUCCUGAUGCAGAUUAGAAAGGCUCUUCGCAACCGCAAGAUUCACGGUUAUUUUGUAGUGCGCUAUGUAUACGGCCGCAAGCCAGAAUAA
This is a messenger RNA of Fusarium tjaetaba, 1059 nucleotides long. RefSeq names its product methyltransferase. Gene Ontology annotation, molecular function: methyltransferase activity. The record is from RefSeq and is a predicted model, not a curated record. The transcript is spliced from 9 exons. NCBI's taxonomy places the organism in Eukaryota, Fungi, Ascomycota, Sordariomycetes, Hypocreales, Nectriaceae. Bases 1 to 1059 code for a protein of 352 amino acids.